GAGUGUCUACUGAGCUGGCAUGUCACAGGGAGCAUCAGGAAAGGUCAUCCCUGAUGGGCGACCCUGACCGCCGUAAGGAAAGCCUGGAAGCGAAUCCAGUGCUGCAGCAGACGCCCACGAGACGUCUCCACCGUGAGGCGUGCCAAGAAUGUCCCCACAUUUCAUCUUGGGAGGAGGAAGGAGCAAGAAAGCAGAGACAUUGGACAUUUUGCAGAGAUUGAAGCAGCAGCACCUGCGCUGUCCUCAGGAGAAGUUCAGAGGAGUGGAAGGCGGGUGGGUGGUAGCGGUAAUUGGCGGUAAGCAUAAGCCACCGAGAUCAUGGGCAGGGGCUGCAGGGCCAGACAGCGGUACGUACCUGCAGCAUCAGUCCCGUCCCCGUCCCCGGUCCCCUUUCCUCCCCCUUUCUCUCUCCCUAACCGUGGACCGCUGUACCCACCUCGUCUGCGUGUGGGCGCCCGCGCGACACCUGUGACUGGAGAAAUGAUCCGCACCGCCGUGACCAG
Colletotrichum phormii is the source of this 503-nucleotide messenger RNA. RefSeq lists its product as uncharacterized. The transcript has a single exon. Bases 149 to 472 code for a protein of 107 amino acids. The record is from RefSeq and is a predicted model, not a curated record. Lineage: Eukaryota; Fungi; Ascomycota; Sordariomycetes; Glomerellales; Glomerellaceae.